This is a messenger RNA of Sorghum bicolor (sorghum), 2121 nucleotides long. Its product is annotated as cytokinin hydroxylase. The coding region runs from base 138 to 1748 and encodes 536 amino acids. The record is from RefSeq and is a predicted model, not a curated record. Lineage: Eukaryota; Viridiplantae; Streptophyta; Magnoliopsida; Poales; Poaceae. Gene Ontology annotation, molecular function: monooxygenase activity; heme binding; iron ion binding. The transcript has 5 exons.
CAUGACGGGGUGUGCCUAUAUAUACAGCCCACAGACCCCCACCGAAAUCUGCAUUGCCGGCCGCCCGCCGCCGCCGCCUCUAGCUGGACGGUAUCAACGCCUCCCCCAAAAUCCUUCCGGCGCCUCUCCUCCCUUCAAUGGCGUUCGUGACGCUCAUGGUGUUGGCGUCCCCUGCCCUGAUACUGCUCCUGAGGGCGGCAUGGAUCACCCUGUCCUGCUACUUGCUGACGCCGCUGCGAAUCCGCCGGAUCAUGGCCCGGCAGGGCGUGCACGGUCCCCCGCCGCGCCCGCUCAUCGGCAACCUCCGCGACGUGUCGUCGCUCGUGGCGCAGGCCACCGCCGACGACAUGCCGGCGCUGAGCCACGACAUCGUCGGCCGCCUCAUGCCGCACUACGUGCUCUGGUCCAGGACAUACGGGAAGCUGUUCGUGUACUGGUACGGCAGCGAGCCGCGCCUGUGCCUGACGGACGCGGCGCAGAUCAAAGAGUUCCUGUCGUCCAAGUACGCGGCGAACGCCACCGGCAAGUCGUGGCUGCAGCGCCAGGGCACCCGGCACUUCAUCGGCCGAGGGCUCCUCAUGGCCAACGGCGCGCACUGGUCGCACCAGCGCCACGUCGUCGCGCCGGCGUUCAUGCCCGACAAGCUGAAGGGGCGCGUGGGUCACAUGGUGGAGUGCACGAAGCAGACGAUCCGUGCGCUCCAGGAGGCAGCGUCGUCGCCGGCGCCGUCGCCCGGCGGCGGGCGGCGUCGGGAGGUGGAGAUCGGCGGGUACAUGACUCGGCUCACCGGCGACAUCAUCUCGCGCACCGAGUUCGACACGAGCUACGAUACCGGGAAGCUCAUCUUCCGUCUCCUCGAGGACCUGCAGCGCCUCACGGCGAGCUCCAGCCGCCACCUCUGGAUCCCCGGCAGCCAGUACUUCCCGAGCAAGUACAGGAGGGAGAUCACGCGGCUGAACGGCGAGCUGGAGGCCGUGCUGACGGAGUCCAUCGGGCGGAGCAGGGAGAUCGCCGACGAGGGCCGCACGACGUCGGCCUACGGCCGGGGCCUGCUGGCCAUGCUGCUGGCCGAGAUGGAGAAGAAGAAGAAGCAGGACGGAGCGGCGGCGGCGGAGCAGCAGCAGUUCAGCUACGACCUGCAGCUGGUGAUCGACGAGUGCAAGACGUUCUUCUUCGCGGGGCACGACACGUCGGCGCUGCUGCUCACCUGGGCGCUGAUGCUGCUCGCCACGCACCCGGAGUGGCAGGACAGGGCCCGCGCCGAGGUCGCCCGAGUCUGCGGCGACGACCCGCCGUCGUACGACGACCUCUCCAAGCUCACCGUGCUGCAGAUGAUCAUCCACGAGACGCUGCGGCUGUACCCGCCGGCGACGCUGCUGCCACGGAUGGUGUUCGAGGACAUCCGCCUCACCGCCGCCGGCGGCCUCCACCUGCCGCGCGGCCUGUCGGUGUGGAUCCCGGUGCUGGCCAUCCACCACGACGAGUCCAUCUGGGGCCCCGACGCGCACGAGUUCAGGCCGGAGCGGUUCGCGGCGGGGCGGCGCCCGGCGUUCCUGCCGUUCGCGUCGGGCCCGCGCAACUGCGUCGGCCAGGCGUACGCGCUCGUCGAGGCCAAGGUCGUGCUCGCCAUGCUGCUGUCCCACUUUCGCAUCGCCAUCUCCGACGACUACCGCCACGCGCCGGUGAACGUGCUCACCCUCCGCCCCAAGCACGGCGUGCCCGUCCACCUCCGCCCGCUGCGGCCGUGACCGACGACGACAAGACUGAAGACACCCCCCCCCCCACCCACCCCUCUCCUCCCAAAAUUUGUUUUGUUCGUUUUGGUGCCCCCGGCCGGCGGUGCGCGCCUUCUCGGCUGCAGAGAGUGCUUCAAGUUUUGUUCUCUCCUGUUGGUUCUUCUUCCCUGUAGCGCCGCUGACAUGUGAGACCGGCAUGUCCGCAGCUGUUGAUCAAGGGAGUAGGCAUGACGCCAUAACCUGAUGCAGUGUGCUAAACUGCGUACUAUAUAUUAUAAGUUUAGGGUUGGUGGAGCUUUUGGUACCGACUUAGAGAGCAUAUAUGUACGCAGAUUAGUGACAUAAUUACAUUGACUAAUCACAGAGGAUUAGCACAUGGGUACUA